Triticum urartu is the source of this 809-nucleotide messenger RNA. The record is from RefSeq and is a predicted model, not a curated record. Lineage: Eukaryota; Viridiplantae; Streptophyta; Magnoliopsida; Poales; Poaceae.
CAGCUCGCCGCCCACGCCGCCAGGCUCGAGAAGGAGUGCGGCCUCUACGAGCGCGACCUGGAGCGCGCCAUGGAGUCCUGCGACGAGCUCGCCAGGGAGAGCGACGACCUGCGCAACCGCCUCAGGGACGCCCCCGACCUUACUGAACAAGUGCAAGCGCUGCAGAGGGACAAGGAGAUACUCAAGACCAACCUAAACAAAGCAGAGGAGGAGGUUAAGUUGCUAUUCGAGGAGAACAGAGCCCUCGAUGAAGCCAACAAGAGGCUGCUGUGCUUGCUGGAGAAGGAGCAGAAGCAUCGGUCCGAAAGAAAGCACUCCGCCAGUAAUUCCACCAAGCAGAAACGCAAGUCGUCGAGCCUGAAGGACACGAGCCCGGUCGGCCUGGCCAUCGAUUUCAACAGUGCGGACGCGUCGAGGCAGCCGCUGUUGCCCUUGCAGCCAAACUCUCCGGACUGCAGGGUGCAUAAGAAGUGAAGCUGGCCGUCCCGGCAUUCUCCUCUGGAUGGCUUAAACUGAAGUGAACUGAACAACUACCCCUUAGCUAGGCAUCGUCGCUUGCUGCUUGCCUGAUCCAUCUGACUAACUUGCUGGGUUUAUUUGGCUGGUUCUUGUCGGUAGAACCUCCUCGGUCAUAUGUAGCCUGCGUUUUCUGCUUUCUUCUUCCGCUUGUCUUGGCAGCUGCCUGUGUCUAUCAUAUCAUGAUCCUUUCAUGACAAAAUUAGUAGUAUUAUCUUAGUAGUUUUGUGUCUGGUGAUGAGCGUGUAAUGCGCUGAUUCGACGCCUAUUGUGGCAAGUUCGUCGUGUCUCUA